UUCUUGAGGGGUUGGGCCACGGCCUCAACACCCAGCCGCCGCCGCCGCCCCCGCCCGGCCGUCCCGUCCCCCUUCUUCGCCUUCUCAGUCAAGCUAAAACCUCGCUCCCCUCGUCCAGUCAGAGAGGGCAUGAAACCCUAGGGCGCCCGCCUUCCCUCCGCGAUCUGCCAUUGCGCUCCGCGAUGCAGGCGUCCGCACAUCUCUCCUCCUCCGCCGCCUUCAGGAAAGUGAUCGCGGGUGUCUCUAGCGCCACCACACGGUCGUGCUACCGGACGUCCCGGGGGAAGGCUGAUGCGGCGCCGCUGCCUGCGCAGGAGCCAACACCGAAGGGGCGGAGGAGGAUUACGAUGCAGGAGAGGAAGGCUCUAAUAGUGGAAUUCGUUGAGAAUUAUAGGGCAUCAAAUGAAGGCAAGUUUCCCACUGUAACAAAUACCCGCCAGCAAAUUGGAGGCAGUUAUUACACAGUGCGUGAUGUACUUCAAGAAAUGGUGUAUAAUCAUGCAAAAUUACCACUGGAUAAUCCUAAGCCAGCUCCACUUCAAGAAACAGAUGAAGUCACUAAGCACCCCAUGCAAAGGGAUGAAGACAGAGUGCUUGAAAGUCAUGAAAUACUAGAAGUUCCUGACCAGUCCAUGGCCGAGGAUGAUGCUGAAGUGGGUCAACGUCAAGGAACAGCUGAAGUUUAUGAGAACUUCUUACCUAAGGAUGAAGGUAAGGUGGAUCAGUUUCAAGGAAGAGAGAGUGAGAGCUUUAAGGACAACCCAAAGCUUGAGGAAUCCGCAAACACAGGUCUUUUGGGCAGCCUGAAAUCUUUUGCUUAUGGCAUCAGAGACUUCUGGAAAAAUAUGUAAAUCUGUCUUUGUUUUUGGCGGUGACCUAACACGCUUGGAGCCCCCCUCGUCCUCGUGGCUUCAUCAAUUUCUAAGACUGGACCAAAUUGAGAAGGCUACAGAAUUGAUACCUUGUCCCUUUGUUAAGCGUUUGCGAUACUGGAUCAACUUGUAAAGUUUUUUUUAUGUCACAACUAAUGGUCAAGCUCCUGCUAUGACGCUUUGAUGAAGCUAGAUAGGACAUAGGAGUAUUAGCACUGCCCCUGUUGACUGCUGUGCCCCAAGUUCACAUGGUAUUGAAGUGUUGGUGUAACUUAUUGUUUUUGUCAAUUGUUGAGCACACAUUGAACGUUGGCGCAAAUUUUAUGCCUCAUCAGCUUACUUUA
Messenger RNA from Sorghum bicolor (sorghum), 1216 nucleotides. RefSeq lists its product as uncharacterized. The record is from RefSeq and is a predicted model, not a curated record. The transcript has 3 exons. Lineage: Eukaryota; Viridiplantae; Streptophyta; Magnoliopsida; Poales; Poaceae. The coding region runs from base 183 to 851 and encodes 222 amino acids.